This is a messenger RNA of Danaus plexippus (monarch butterfly), 1021 nucleotides long. RefSeq names its product short coiled-coil protein B. The record is from RefSeq and is a predicted model, not a curated record. The transcript has 2 exons. The coding region runs from base 109 to 513 and encodes 134 amino acids. Gene Ontology annotation, cellular component: trans-Golgi network. NCBI's taxonomy places the organism in Eukaryota, Metazoa, Arthropoda, Insecta, Lepidoptera, Nymphalidae.
AGGACACGCCAGUCUGACGUUUCGUAUAUGCCUAUUUUAUAUUCAAACAUUUUAUUGAUUAUCACAGUGACCCCGAUUUAAAAAAGUGAAGUGUGAAGAGAAUAUAACAUGGCUUCUCUUAUUCAGAAAUGUAAUGAUGAUAACAUUCCCCUGGCCGAUGAUGAUCCACAAGUUAUAAUAUCCGAAGACUUAGAGAACAAUCGCUUGGAUCACGGUCGCUCUAUGGACUCACUUCCAAGUUCUUAUACCGGAUCCUCUAGCCCUGGUUUAAAUGGCCCCGCUAGCUUUGAACCUGACUCUGGUAUAGAUGAGCAGGAGGAAAAAGCACGCCUUAUUUCUCAAGUCUUAGAACUACAAAAUACUCUAGAUGAUCUGUCUCAAAGAGUUGACUCUGUAAAAGAAGAAAAUCUUAAGCUCCGUUCAGAAAAUCAAGUGCUCGGUCAAUACAUUGAAAAUUUGAUGUCUGCUUCAUCUGUGUUUCAAUCGACAACACCAAGUGUGCACAAGAAGUAAUUAAUCACAGAUUUGCCUUGGCACUAGCAAAGACUGAUUGAAAUGCUUAAAUUCACAAUACAAGAAGUUAUUCAUUACUCGUCUUUAUUCUAUAAUGAUACUGCAAUAUCUUGUGUGGGUUUCCUUAGAACCAAUGAAGUGUGAAAUACUGUUUGUAUUCACUGGCUUUAUAAGCAAUAUAAUGAGCAAAAUAAAAUGUGUGCUGAAGACAAAGCUUUGCUUUUAAAGCAGUGCUUUUGUAUAACAUAUAUUUGUAUUAAAUAGUUUAUAGAAUAAUUUUUAAAUAUUGUAGUUAAAAUUUAAUUUCUACUCAGACAUCACUGAAUCAUGCUUUUUGUAACAAAUAUUGACCAAUUCUUGACCCAUCUGCUGUAUCAUCAAACAUUCCAACCAAAUAUAUAUAUAAUAAAAUAUACAAAAAGCUCUCUUAUAUUUAAUCUCAAAUUAUACUUCACUAAAUAACUUUAUUUUAUAUUUAAUAGCUUUAUAAAUAUAGUUUUAUUAACUU